Messenger RNA from Carlito syrichta (Philippine tarsier), 2487 nucleotides. It is a transcript of the gene ZNF454, whose product is annotated as zinc finger protein 454. Lineage: Eukaryota; Metazoa; Chordata; Mammalia; Primates; Tarsiidae. The transcript has 4 exons. Gene Ontology annotation, molecular function: RNA polymerase II cis-regulatory region sequence-specific DNA binding; DNA-binding transcription factor activity, RNA polymerase II-specific. The coding region runs from base 60 to 1634 and encodes 524 amino acids. Gene Ontology annotation, biological process: central nervous system development; regulation of transcription by RNA polymerase II. The record is from RefSeq and is a predicted model, not a curated record. Gene Ontology annotation, cellular component: nucleus.
CCACACCUGUGUCCCCAGCACUUGGCCUGGGCCCAAGAGGGCUCUUCAGAAAAGAAAGGAUGGCUGUCAGCCACCUGUCCACCGUGGUCCAGGAGCCAGUGACCUUCGAGGAUGUGGCCGUGCUCUUCACCCACGAGGAAUGGGGGCGCCUGAGCCCGGCCCAGAGAGCCCUGCAUGGCGAGGUGAUGCGGGAGAACUGCGGCCACCUGCUCUCGCUCGGACUCUUAGGACCCAAACCAGAUAUGUCCCCCCAGCUGGGCAAAAGGGAAGAUUGGACGCCAGAGGCCGCCCCAGGAGGCUUCUCCCUGGACUGGCUGACUGUGCCUGUCAGUGAGAAAUCUCCUCUCAAGGCCGAGAUGCCUGAAGAAGACUUGGGUCAGUGGGCAAGAAGGGAAAGCUUCAGUGGGGAUAGUCGCUGGACAUGUGCAGGCCUGUUGGAAUGGCAGUGCGGCAACCAGGAGAUGGAUUUGCAGCGAGUGGUUCUUGCUCACCAGAACACCCCAUCUGGCGGGAGUGAACAGGAAAGUGGUGAAUCUGGGAGCACCGUGAGCUCAUCUCUUGUUCAGAGUCAGGGAUUUCAACUUAUCAAAAAAGCCUUUGAGUGUAGUGAGUGUGGAAAAGUCUUCUCUAAGAGUUCAACUCUUAAUAAACAUCAGAAAAUCCACACUGAAAAAAACACAAGUCAGAAAACUCACAUUAAAGAGAAACGCUAUGAAUGUAGAGAAUGUGGGAAAGCCUUCCACCAGAGCACACACCUUAUCCAUCACCAAAGAAUCCACACUGGCGAGAAGCCCUAUGAAUGUAAGGAAUGUGGCAAGGCCUUCUCAGUGAGCUCUUCACUCACUUAUCACCAGAAAAUUCAUACUGGAGAGAAACCUUUUGAAUGCAACUUAUGUGGGAAAGCCUUUAUCCGAAACAUACACCUUGCCCACCAUCACAGAAUACAUACUGGAGAAAAGCCUUUCAAAUGCAACAUUUGUGAAAAAGCUUUUGUGUGCAGGGCGCAUCUUACCAAACACCAGAAUAUUCACAGUGGCGAGAAACCCUAUAAAUGUCACGAAUGUGGGAAAGCCUUUAAUCAAAGCACAAGUUUUCUCCAGCAUCAGAGAAUUCACACCGGAGAGAAGCCCUUUGAAUGUAAUGAAUGUGGAAAGGCCUUCAGGGUGAACUCUUCCCUUACUGAACAUCAACGCAUUCAUACCGGAGAGAAACCGUAUAAAUGUGUUGAAUGUGGGAAAGCUUUCAGGGAUAAUUCAUCCUUUGCACGACAUCGGAAAAUCCACACUGGAGAGAAACCUUACAGAUGCGGUUUGUGUGAGAAAGCCUUCAGGGACCAAUCAGCCCUCGCCCAACAUCAGAGAAUUCAUACUGGGGAGAAACCUUACACGUGUAAUAUAUGUGAAAAAGCCUUUAGUGAUCACUCAGCCCUUACCCAGCAUAAGAGGAUUCACACCAGAGAAAAACCUUACAAAUGCAAAAUCUGUGGGAAAGCCUUUAUCCGAAGCACGCACCUUACUCAGCACCAGAGGAUUCACACAGGAGAAAAGCCCUACAAGUGCAGCAAGUGUGGGAAAGCUUUCAACCAGACUGCAAACCUCAUCCAGCAUCAGAGGCAUCAUCUUGGAGAAAAGUGAUGUGAAUGCAGUUCAUGUAGAAGACCUUUGAGCCCGGGUAGGUUCAUUUUCGAGUAUAGGAGAAUCCAUUCUGGAGAAUCACUACGAAAGCUUACAUCUGCUAGUCACUUUAUUUACUAAGAGCCCAGCGUCACAGUAUUUAUGUUUUGAGAAUUUAAGAAUAGCAAAUACUCCUCGUUCUUUAGGAUGACCUCAAAUGAAUGGCAGUGCUGCUUGAUGAGUCUGAAUGACUAUCAGAACCAAAAUGUAAAAAUUGGCUUACAAAGUUAUGUUUAGACUAUUCAGAGAAACUGAAAUUGUAAAAAUUAAGGUUGAGAGGCAGAGGAACAAACUGGUCAAGUGGCCUGUGGGCAUUUCGCUCUGGGAGAUCGUCUUACGUGAGAGAGUUGACGCCUUUCAUGGGACCCUAGUUCUCUCCUCCCCCACACCUCCGUGCCCAGUGUAAAGAAAGUGCAGUCACCUGGCGUCCCCCGUAAUUCCUUGAGCUGUGCCCCCACCCUCUGCUCCAAACCCUCCCUCCCUGGUCUGUCUGUCCCUGACCUCUUAUCUGUGUUGUCCUUCUGAAGCCACAUCUGGCUGGUGUGACCCUCCACCGACUUGGCAACUCCUGUCACAUAGUGUCUCUUAUCACCACCCCUGUGCCCUUGGGGCAUGUGGUGAUCUGACCUCAGACCACAGCCCACGAUUGUGGCUAUCCCACCCAAAUUUGACUUUGAGAACUCAGGAUCUCCAGGAGGCAAAGCGUAAUCCACAUUCUUGUGUUAACCAGUUCCUCUACCUCAGCUUGAUUCUGACCCUGGGAUGAUACCUGAGUAGGGGCCUCGCUUGUGUAGCCUUGACCUUCCAGCUGUUC